GUGCAAACUGUCUUAGACAAUUUAAAUUCUAUAUCGACGUUUCUAUUGCAAAAUGAGAUUAAAUGUUAGAUAAAUUUUUGAAAAGCAGAUCAGAAUGGAUCAAGGCAUCGUUUUAAUGCGCGUGUGACAAUUAUCAAAUACUUCCCGUUUGUGAGCUUGACUUUUAAGCAAACUGUUCAUGGUUAUGUAUGGAGUUCGAAUGUAAGGAUGAAACUGAAUAUAGUAUUAUUAUUAUGGAUAAUAAAAUGUGUUCAUAACAUGAAUCCCUGCUUAUCAACCGGACAUUCCAAAUUUCCUAGAGACAGCAUUGGUCUACGCAAUGAAAACUGCACAAUACCAGGCUCCCACGAGCAGAUUUGUGACAAAUACCUCGACUCGCCAACAUGGUAUAUCAUAGAGGGUGGCAAGUUACUUAAUCAUUGUCCUAGCAAGGGCUCUUGCGGGAACGCUUAUCCUGCAUGGAUGGAUGGUUCUUAUCCUACUGAAAAAGAUGGUGAAAUUAAUAUGACGGUGUGUAUAAAAAGAAAUAAUGACUGCUGUAAAGAUCACGUGACAAUGAGAAUAAAGAAUUGCUCGACCUUCUUUGUUUAUCAUUUAAAACCCUUAAAGGAAUGUACAAGUGCAUAUUGUAUUGAGUCGGAUCUACCAUGUAGGGCUCCUACUACUACUACACAGACAACGACAACAGUUACAACAACACCAGAAUCAGAUUUAAGAGACCAGGAUAUAGCUCUGAUUAUUGGUGUCAGCAUCAUUGCAGUUAUUGUUUUAGCUGGGGCAAUUGCAUUUGUAUGUAGUACAAUAAGUAAAAGGUAA
Molecule: messenger RNA, 816 nt
Organism: Ruditapes philippinarum (Manila clam)
Lineage: Eukaryota; Metazoa; Mollusca; Bivalvia; Venerida; Veneridae
Product: pancreatic secretory granule membrane major glycoprotein GP2-like
Exons: 5
Coding region: 208-816 (202 amino acids)
Source: RefSeq, a predicted model, not a curated record